AUGGUUACUCGCAAGGCCUCCCACGCCGGCUCCUGGUAUACAGACAAUGGCCAGCUCCUCUCACAGCAGCUCGACGGCUGGCUCGGAGCAGUGCCUGCUUCGACGACACCUAUCGGCUCGGCCUCGUCGCAAAAGGGCCAAGUCUCGAUACCAACACCCAAUGCCCGGGCCAUCAUUGCUCCGCACGCCGGAUACUCAUACUCUGGGCCUGCCGCUGCAUGGGCCUACAAGAGCGCCGAUUGGGCCAAUGCAAAACGCGUCUUUCUGCUCGGGCCCUCACACCACUACUACCUAACCGGCGCUGCGACCACGGGCUGCGACAAGUAUCACACCCCGCUGGGUGACCUGAUCGUAGACACAACCCUCGUCCAGAAGAUUCAGCAGGAAUGGGACCUGGAGAUCAUGUCAAAGAGAACAGACGAAGACGAGCACAGUCUGGAAAUGCACCUGCCCUACAUCUACAAAAUGCUGUCGCUCAAGAACAAAGACUUUCAAAGCAACCCGUCCUCGGUCCCUCUGGUCCCCAUCAUGGUUGGCAACACCGAUGCUGCUGCAGAGGCUCGGUACGGUUCCCUUCUUGCUCCUUAUCUUGCUGAUCCCACAAACAUCUUCGUCAUUUCGUCCGACUUCUGUCACUGGGGCUCUCGCUUUCGCUACACAUACUAUCAGCCUCCUAAUGGUGCAGCUGCAACUCAGCUGAAGUCAGCUUCGCGGGUACCAAAUGACUACCCCAUACAUGAGAGCAUUGCUGCUGUUGAUCACGAGAGCAUGGAUGCCAUUGAGACUGGCUCGCACAGAAAGUUCCUUGACCAGCUUAGGAAAACGGGCAACACUGUGUGUGGAAGACAUCCUAUCGGUUUGUUCAUGGCUGCUGUGGAAAGUGCCGAAGCGCUCGAAGAAGGAAAGGGCAUAUUCAGCUUCCUGCGGUAUGAAAGGAGCAGCCUUGUUGAGGACCUCCAGGACAGUAGCGUGUCCUACUGCAGUGCUUUUGCCGUGCUAUAG
This is a messenger RNA of Bipolaris zeicola 26-R-13, 1002 nucleotides long. RefSeq lists its product as uncharacterized. Lineage: Eukaryota; Fungi; Ascomycota; Dothideomycetes; Pleosporales; Pleosporaceae. Bases 1 to 1002 code for a protein of 333 amino acids. The record is from RefSeq and is a predicted model, not a curated record. The transcript is spliced from 3 exons.